CUCAGCUCUGCGACAAGGACGAGUGUAUCUUUCUCACAAGGUGCUAUCUUUGCGCAACUCGACACCUUCGGUUCCGUGGUAAUGUACUACAAACUGGUUGCGUACAUAUACUGGAGCAGUAUCCUUUAUGUCAACCCAGCAAAAGAUUUGCCUUCAGUCGAACCGUUACCCUUGGGUUUGGGGCAAUUUGAAACUCCACGCGGACAGAUUGUCCCACCCUUUGACAUGGACUUCAGCAGUACAGAACAAGUCUAUCACAUUUGGCCGGGAAACCUCCACGAAAGCAUAGCACUGUCAUGCUGGCUCAUCAAGAGACACGGAGAUACUCAUUCCGAGCACUACAGAAGACAAUGGUAUGUCGGAGAAGGAUCGUUCCACCAACUU
Molecule: messenger RNA, 384 nt
Organism: Opisthorchis viverrini
Lineage: Eukaryota; Metazoa; Platyhelminthes; Trematoda; Opisthorchiida; Opisthorchiidae
Exons: 2
Source: RefSeq, a predicted model, not a curated record